UCUUCUUCUUCUUCUUCUUCAACCUAAGAAAAAAAGAAAACAUGGUUUCUAAAGCACUUGUUCUCUUCCUCUUACUCAACCUCCUCUUGUUCACCUACACAAGUGCAUGUGGCACAUGCACUCCUCCAAAGACUAAGCAUCAUAAACCUAAGCCCAAGCCACAACCACAGCCACAGCCAAAGCCAAAGCCAAAACCUUCUGAAGGUAAUUAUUGCCCAAGGGAUGCCCUAAAGCUGGGGGUAUGUGCAAAUGUGCUCAAGGGACUGCUGGAUCUCACUCUUGGAACCCCACCGGUUGAGUCAUGCUGCACACUCAUAGAUGGACUGGCAGACAUUGAGGCUGCUGCAUGUCUUUGCAUCGCCAUUAGAGCAAAUGUUCUCGGGAUUAAUCUCAACGUCCCUCUCUCUUUAAGCUUGCUUCUUAAUGUUUGCUCCAAGAAGGUCCCAAAAAAUUUCCAGUGUGCUUAAACUUUAUUAUUAGCUUAUGUUGUUUGUUAUAAUAUGUAUCAAUAAAAGAAGCUACAAAGGCAACACAAAGGGACGUUUUUUGUUUUCUUGAAGAAAAAAAUAUGAGGAAAUGCAAUUUCAUAAAUUGAGAACUUCCACUCUCAACUGUGUCUCUUCAACAUCA
Messenger RNA from Impatiens glandulifera, 630 nucleotides. RefSeq names its product lipid transfer protein EARLI 1-like. NCBI's taxonomy places the organism in Eukaryota, Viridiplantae, Streptophyta, Magnoliopsida, Ericales, Balsaminaceae. The record is from RefSeq and is a predicted model, not a curated record. Bases 42 to 467 code for a protein of 141 amino acids. The transcript has a single exon.